AUGCCGAAUGCGGGAAAUAUUGCCCAGCGACUACUUGUGUUUGUGUACGGGACGCUGAAGCGUGGCGAGCCGAAUGCAUACAUUAUGACGAAUCCGGCCACCGGAAGCCAGAAAUUUAUUGGAUGCGGUAGAACUGUUAAUGCCUACCCAAUGGUCAUUGCUUCUCGCUACAACAUACCGUUUUGCUUGGAAAAACCAGGCAUUGGACGACAGGUAACUGGCGAAGUGUAUGAAGUGGAUGAGCAAAAGCUAAAGGCGCUUGAUGAGCUGGAAGAACAUCCGACCUUCUACAAGCGACAGCUGCAGCAGAUUGAAAUGGAUCACAAUGAAACUGUAACGGCGUGGAUUUACUUGUUGCCAAAAUGGAAGGCAAAUUCACUGGAAGAUUGCACCGACUACCUCGAAACUUACAACUCAAAUGGACCACACAAUCGCCCUUAUGUGGAAAGGUCGGUUCCAGUGAACAGCUAA
Gongylonema pulchrum is the source of this 471-nucleotide messenger RNA. Lineage: Eukaryota; Metazoa; Nematoda; Chromadorea; Rhabditida; Gongylonematidae. The record is from the annotation of a GenBank genome assembly.